UUGGCACCAUCCCUUGCACUCGACGACCAAUAAUUGGGACACAUUCAGACCCUAGACAAAUUAGGGUUUCUUUAUAUUCUUAUCAAAUUCCAAUUUGUUCGCUUUGAUUUCCCCAUAACUGUAAUUUGAGAUCCAACAAACUACCCUUUAGGGUUUUUGGCACAUCAAAACAUACACAUUUUCCAAACCAUACCCAAAAACUUUAACCUCGUUCAGUCAGGGUUUGCAUUAUUCUGAAUCAAUCUAUCUGUACUCAGACCAAAAUGGACAACACUCAAGAGGAUGCAAGGUACUCUUCAAAACCCUAUUCUCUAAAUCGCCAGAAAUUCCCUUCAUAUUCUCGUCCAAUAAAAAAUCGCUUCCAAUAUGAAGAAGAUGAUGAAGACGAGGAUAUCGAUGCUUACAUUGAAGAAAAAAACGAAGACGAAGAGUAUGGUGUUGAAUUUGGUGAGACAAAUGGGCAUCGCCACAAUUUCAAAGAAAGCGAGAAUUUUGAGAGAUACCCAAAACGACAGAAGGUGAGAACCGCAGUUUCAGGUUACCAAUUCGCUCCAAGAAGUGUCAAAUUAUCAUAUGAUUGGACCGAGCACGAGGCAUUUGUGUUGCUUGAAAUUUGGGGAGAUAGGUUCUUGCAACUGGGGAGAAAAAGUUUGAGAAGUGAGGAUUGGGUUGAGGUUUCCGAGAAAGUAACGGAGGCGUUAAAGACUGAAAAAGAAGAGGCCCAAUGUAAGCGAAUGAUGGAUGAAUUGAAGAGGAAGUAUAAGAAGGAGAAGGUUAAAGUGGAGCAAAUGGGAGUAAAUUCUAGUAAAUGGGUGUUUUUUAAGAAGAUGGAUAUGUUAAUGGACAUGAGAAGAGAAUGUGGGGGGUUAGCUUGUGGGCUUGAUUCGGGUGAGUUUGUGUUUAUGGAUACUAGGGUUUAUUUGGAUCGGUCUAAUGGAUUUGACGAAAUGAGGGAUAGUCCGACUGAAUCAGAGAUGGAGGAGGAUGAAGAAGAGGAGGAUAAUAAUGAGGAGUCUUCUGCUUCAUUGAUGAUGCUGGCGGAUUCUGUUAAUAAAUUUGGGGAGAUAUAUGAGAAGAUAGAGAGUAGCAAGAGGGAACAGAUGAUGGAGUUGGAGAGGAUGAGGAUGGACUUUCAUAGGGAGAUGGAGUUGCAGAAGAAGCAAAUUCUGGAGAGGGCACAGGCUGAGAUUGCAACAAUUAGGGAAGCUGAUGAUGAUGAUGAUGAUGAUGAGGACACUCAUGAUGAUGAUGAUGAUGAUGAUGAUGAUGAUGAUGGUGAAGGUGAUUCUAUGGAGAAUCUUAGUGAGUAACGUUGAAACUGAAGUUCUGGAAGAUAUGAUGGCAUCUGAACCUGCUCUCAACAUUGUGAGUGUAGCUACCAGGGAAUUCUUUUUUGAAUUUAAGGUCUUAUGAUUUGUGUAAUGGCGAUGGGCAUGGAUGUUUCAUAUCCUUGUUCUAUUAUUCCCCUCAGAUUGGAAUCUGUGAAAACCUGUGUUGUAUUGGCUAGUUAGUACACUCUCUCUAUUGUAAAUGCUUUUCACUUUGACAAAUUCACAAGCAACAUCUAUUUUUGGACAUUCAUAGUAUAUCUGUUUAUAUGCUCUAGAUGUUUUCUAGAAUUAUAUUAUACCAGCUCUUCUCUUAUUCUCUAUGUAACAUUGAAUUUUUUUUCCUUAAGUUACAUUAUUUUUUUGGACAUUCA
Messenger RNA from Pistacia vera, 1702 nucleotides. Its product is annotated as trihelix transcription factor ASIL2. The coding region runs from base 264 to 1310 and encodes 348 amino acids. The transcript has 2 exons. Lineage: Eukaryota; Viridiplantae; Streptophyta; Magnoliopsida; Sapindales; Anacardiaceae. The record is from RefSeq and is a predicted model, not a curated record. Gene Ontology annotation, molecular function: transcription cis-regulatory region binding. Gene Ontology annotation, cellular component: nucleus.